AUGGCAGCGUCGCGGUUCAAGCAAUACACGUACAUCCCCCAAAAUCCUCUACCCCUCUCCCCUCCCCGUGUAACCCCAAAACCCAAUCCCUUCGACAUGUACCGCGACGAAAAAGACACUGUCGUCCAGACCAUCCACGUCGAAGAGGAGAGCGUCUUCCCGGUCAUCGACGACGGCGUAUACCAACCAAAAUCCAAGAGAACCCGCGCUGCCUAUGAAAUUCUCCUCAGCCUCAUCCAGCAGCCCUUCCCCGGUCAGCCACUCUUCGGUCAGCCACUCAGUACAGUCAGGUUCAUCGCCGAUAAAAUUCUUGAAAUUCUCAAAAACGACGCCGUUGAUUACCAUGAGAAGAAGAUCAACGUUGAGAUACUUCUUAACCCUAUCCCUAACCAUGUCUUUGAUCAGCUUGUGUCAGUUGGUAAUCUUAUAACUGAUUUCUAUGGGUUUGCUGCUGGUCAUGUUGAUGGCGGCGUUGUCGACGGUAUUCGUAGUUUAUCAAUUUGCAGCCGUAACUAG
Vicia faba (fava bean) is the source of this 516-nucleotide messenger RNA. The record is from the annotation of a GenBank genome assembly. NCBI's taxonomy places the organism in Eukaryota, Viridiplantae, Streptophyta, Magnoliopsida, Fabales, Fabaceae.